Centruroides sculpturatus (bark scorpion) is the source of this 1507-nucleotide messenger RNA. Its product is annotated as ras-related protein Rap-1b-like. Bases 146 to 934 code for a protein of 262 amino acids. The transcript is spliced from 2 exons. The record is from RefSeq and is a predicted model, not a curated record. NCBI's taxonomy places the organism in Eukaryota, Metazoa, Arthropoda, Arachnida, Scorpiones, Buthidae. Gene Ontology annotation, molecular function: GTP binding; GTPase activity.
ACUGCAGCUUGAAUCGUCGAAGGAUGCUUUAGAGUCUUAAGAUUUACUUUAAAAUCCUACAAUAAAUAAAACUCUUAAAGCGAAAGGGUGAGGGGUUGACCUUAAUUAUCCAACUGGAAUCGUACAGUUAUUUUAAGCCAGAGAAAUGUCAGAUGACAACGAAUAUCACAUCCGUUUGGUGACACUUGGAGGCGGUGGCGUGGGAAAAACUUCGAUCGUCAAGCGCUUUCUAUAUAACACCUAUUGUGAACGUCAUAAACCGACGGUAGAAGAUUUCCACAAUCGAAAAUUCGAGUUUUCUGGAAUCACCCUCAAAGUGGACUUCGUAGAUACCGCAGGGGAUCUACAAUUCCCUGCUAUGAGGCGGUUAUCCAUAGCCAAUGCUCAAGCUGUAUUACUGAUAUACUCAAUCGAAGAUCCUUCCUCUUUUGACAUGAUGAAGCAAUGUUUCGAAGAAGUAAGAGAACAGAAGCCGGAUUACCAAGAAAUUCCGAUCAUGGUGGUUGGAAAUAAGUUAGAUUUGGAAGAAAAAAGGAGAAUUAAAAAAGAGGACGUGGCCGAAUGGAUGUUUUGCGAACUCCCGCGCAUUCGAGCAAAGUUGAUGGAAUGUUCCGCAAAAGAUAAUGUCAACAUUCGAGAGAUAUUCAAGUCGUUCCUUCAACUUUCUAAAAUCCCGUUAUCUGCAGAUACGACUAGUUUGAGAAGGAGAUCGAGCGCCCACGUUACUGUAGGGAGGCAAGCAAGAUUCAAUGCUAGUUUGAGCCCUCAGAGAGAGCAAGCUGCUUCAGAGGAGCCCACUGUUUCGUCACCAAAGAUCAAACCGAGAAGCAGAAGCUUGAUAAGAAGAACCAGCAGGAAGAUAGCAAAAUUAAAAGAAGGUGUAGGGGGAUCGAGUCACGGAAGUUCAACCGAAGAAGAUUGUUCGAUCUCGUGAUAAUCUUUGUUUAAACAACGAUUUAAAAAAAAUUGCCUGUUAUGUUAAUUUAUUCAUAAAUGUCCUCGUGGUGACCGUUUCAACGCCUGGUAGAGCAGCAAAACACCCGUUUAAGGUUAUAAAAAAAAAGUCGAAAUUGACAAUUCAAUUUCGGUUUUGCACAGUUAUUAUUAUUAUUAUUAUUUUUCAUUAUUUUAAAUUAUUAUCGCUUUUCCUGCAAUAGAAGCUAAAUCCUGUAUAAAUCAGCGAAAGUCAAACCGUUAAGUGGAAGUAUUUCAGUAGUAAUUGACCGAAUUUCUAUAUUUUGGGACCAAUCCAAUACCCCAAAAACACAGCUAAAAAUAUAAGGGGACCAUAGAUUAUAAGCCUUAUAUCCGGAAACAUAUCAGGCUGAACGAAAAAAAAUAAAGAAAUAAAUAUAUAACUUCUUCAAAAUUCGAGAUGAGGACCAAUACUCUCUCUCUCUCUACCUGGCGAUAGAAGACGGUGCACAUUUGCGUUGUGACGUGUAAAAUUGCCUUGUAACUUCUAUCGAUUUAUUCAAUGAGAAAAUAAAUAAUUGUUUCGAUGUCU